UUAUUUUCGUGUUAUUGUUAUCGUCGCUAACAGAACAAACAAAGCGAGAACAUGUACAAGGCUUUCAUAGUAAGUCUGCUUUUGGCUUGGAUUGCAGUUUGCACUGCUUACUGUCCUCCAUGUGGUAGAGGAUACGGCGGAGGAUACGGAGGAGGAUACGGCGGAUACGGAGGAGGCUACGGUGGAGGAUAUGGAGGAGGAUACCCAGGAGGAUAUGGAGGUGGAUACGGAGGACAUCAUGGUAUGGGAUCCUCAGGCAUUGGAAUUGGUGCUACUCUUGGAAUUGGGUUAGGUCGUUAAGACAAAUAAUACUUUUUAUAACCAUAGGUGUCUACUUUAAAAAGAUUUAUGAAAUGUGUGA
Molecule: messenger RNA, 361 nt
Organism: Teleopsis dalmanni
Lineage: Eukaryota; Metazoa; Arthropoda; Insecta; Diptera; Diopsidae
Product: protein suex-1-like
Exons: 2
Coding region: 52-300 (82 amino acids)
Source: RefSeq, a predicted model, not a curated record